Messenger RNA from Neurospora tetraspora, 1443 nucleotides. RefSeq lists its product as uncharacterized. The transcript has 2 exons. Lineage: Eukaryota; Fungi; Ascomycota; Sordariomycetes; Sordariales; Sordariaceae. Bases 1 to 1443 code for a protein of 480 amino acids. The record is from RefSeq and is a predicted model, not a curated record.
AUGAACCAACAAACCCCUCCCCAGAGCACCUCGCCCAGCACCCACUCCUCUCCGGCAAUGGCAUUGACGUCGCCUGACCUGGUGCUUUGCCAUACGUUCUACAUGACCAAGGACACCGUCUCCUUUGACCGCGACGCCGACACACUCAUUCUCGUUAGAGGCACCUCGCCCGGCGUCGUUAUACCUCCUCAGCGCCUCUUCCUGAUCCGCUCUGACCAUCUGUUCCUCAACUCCUCAUUCUACAAGCGCCUCUUCAGCGAGAGGUGCAUCAAGAACAUCCCUCGCACCGACGAUCAUUUGAGGCUCUUCAAGAUCACUCUUUCUAGCGUCGACCCCGAGGCGCUCUUCCUGAUACUCCGCGCCUGUCACAACGGCUGGGUGAGCCUCCCCGCGUCGACGUUGAACGUUCUCGACCUCGUGCUCCGGAUUGCAAAGACGGCGCACGAUUUGGAGUUCAAUAUCGGCAUGGCGGACCCAUCUUCAACCACAGCCUCGCUGUCGUGGGCUGCGCGAGGAUGGCUUUUGGAUCGGAGAAACGGUCUCUUCGCAAACAACUUGGUAGAUCGGUGGAAGCUGGUCAAGGCGGCAUUCUACUUCGGCCAACGGAGUGCCUUCAGGCGGCUGAGCGUUGACCUGACCAAGAGACUGCCGGAUCCCUUUUGGGCUCACCUGGCAGGAGACAUCCGACGCGGUGUCAACAUGCACUUUGAGCACCUGUUGACGAGCGAGGAGAAGACCAUCAUCAUCGCAAUCCGCCUCCUAUUCCUGUUCUACAACAUCCUCCACCGCGAAGCGCCGUUCCCGCCCAACAUGGCCCCGCUCCUUCCCACCUCUGCCCUCCCAGCCAGAAUCACGCAGUCCUGGUCCGACCACACAAAGGCCAUGUGGGACGCCCAAGUACAAGAGUCGUCGGUCUGCACUUGCUCCUGGCUUCCAAGCUACUACACAGUCUGGACAAGAGGUCUAGAACUGCAUGUGGACCUGUUCGCGGAAGGUUUCACGGAACACGAGUCCCACGAGUCCCACGGCAUGCUCUUCAGGAGCAUAGCAUGGGCGCUUGGUCAUGAUGUGGUGGCUAAGCCUUGGGAUAAGUGCGAGGUGGGGGAGGAGCCGAAGUGUGGGUUGGCCAACGGACGAGAGGGGCAUGAGGAGAAAGCGAGGGAGUUGAUUGGGAAAUUGAGGCGUUGUUUGUGUGGUUGGAUGGUGGAUGUUGAGAGGAAUCCGGUUGAAGAUGAGGAUUCGGUUGAGGGCUCUGACAAGGACUCCGACGAGGACUCCGAUCUUGAGCGCUCCGGGGUUCCGUACUCCAGGGUUCCGUACUACGACGUCGAGGUCCCCGGCGCUCAGUACCCCGACCCUGUGUACCAACUCCCACUUGAGAACCUCAACUUUGACGCACCUGACUUUGAGGACCGCGACAUUGAGGACUUCCAGCUACCAUGA